This is a messenger RNA of Manihot esculenta (cassava), 718 nucleotides long. RefSeq names its product probable histone H2A variant 3. The record is from RefSeq and is a predicted model, not a curated record. Lineage: Eukaryota; Viridiplantae; Streptophyta; Magnoliopsida; Malpighiales; Euphorbiaceae. Gene Ontology annotation, cellular component: nucleosome. The coding region runs from base 138 to 542 and encodes 134 amino acids. Gene Ontology annotation, molecular function: protein heterodimerization activity; DNA binding; structural constituent of chromatin. The transcript is spliced from 2 exons.
CCAGAAUCCCAGAUCGCGUUUGGUUCUCAAAGUCACCUAGUGUUGCUUCCGGGGCCUUAGCAGCUCUUUGUUUUAUCCCCGUUUCUGGCAUUUUCUUCUGGAUUUCGCAUAAGAAACCCUAGAUUUUGGGAGCGAUAAUGUCGGGCAAGGGAGCCAAAGGCUUGAUUACGGGCAAAUCCACUCUUAAUAACAAAGACAAGGACAAGAAGAAGCCUGUCUCUCGCUCCUCUCGCGCUGGUCUCCAGUUUCCUGUGGGGCGGGUUCAUCGACUAUUGAAAACCAGGGUGUCUGCUAAUGGAAGGGUUGGGGCAACAGCUGCUGUUUAUACAGCAGCUAUCCUGGAGUAUCUUACUGCUGAGGUGUUAGAGCUGGCAGGGAAUGCAAGCAAGGAUCUGAAGGUGAAACGUAUAACACCAAGGCAUUUACAACUUGCUAUACGAGGGGAUGAAGAACUUGACACCCUCAUCAAAGGAACAAUCGCUGGAGGUGGAGUUAUCCCGCACAUUCACAAAUCUCUAAUCAACAAAUCCUCCAAAGAGUAACCUUAGCUUUAUUUUAUGUUUGUAUCCUAGUAAAAGCUGAUAAGAAUGUAUGAGAAACAGUGAUAAGCGAGGAGCCCAAUUGUGCUUUAGCAAUCUUUCUUUUUUUUUUUUUUUUUUUUUCAUUAUUGAAGUGAGACUUGAAUGUUGUUUGAAAAGCAUUUUAGUUUUUAUGUGUU